AUGGCAACAAGUGGAAGAACAGUUACUCUUCAAAGUAGUGAUCUUAUGCAAUUUGUAGUUGAUAGAGAAAUUGCUAAAAAUUCUGGAGUUGUUAAAAAUCUUCUUGAAGAUUUUAGUGAAGAUAAUCCAACAGUUCCAUUCAUGAAUGUUCGUGGAAAAAUUCUUGAAAAAGUCAUUGAAUUUAUGACUUAUCAUCACAACCAUUCAUUUUUACUUGGUGAUGAUAAAGAAAAAGACUCAACUGCUAUUGAGCCUUGGGACAAAAAUUUUUGUAAUGUAGAUCAAGCAACAUUAUUUGAACUACUCCAAGCUGCUAAUUUCAUGGAUGUAAAAGGAUUACUUGAUGUUACAUGCAAAACUGUUGCUAAUAUGAUUCGAGGAAAAACCCCAGAAGAGAUUAGAAAGACAUUUGGUAUUGUUAAUGAUUUCACUCCUGAAGAAGAAGAACAAAUUAGAAAAGAGAAUUUGUGGUGUGAAGAACUCAAAUAA
This is a messenger RNA of Entamoeba histolytica HM-1:IMSS, 489 nucleotides long. Its product is annotated as Skp1 protein, putative. Gene Ontology annotation, molecular function: cullin family protein binding. Gene Ontology annotation, biological process: SCF-dependent proteasomal ubiquitin-dependent protein catabolic process. Lineage: Eukaryota; Evosea; Mastigamoebida; Endamoebidae. Bases 1 to 489 code for a protein of 162 amino acids. Gene Ontology annotation, cellular component: cytoplasm; nucleus. The record is from RefSeq and is a predicted model, not a curated record. The transcript has a single exon.